AUGCGCCAUCCAACCUACCCUGGUAUAAUGCAGGGGGAGAUGAGGAGCCUCUAUCAGCAGUGCAGUAUCAUUGCAAGAGAAAGAGCCCAUCACUGCCUUCCCCUCUGCUUCCACAUCCCCCAUCACUACCUCUCCCUCUGCUCCCUCAUCUCCCUCGUUGCCCCCUCCCCGUCUCACAUUCCCCCCAUCACUGCCUCCCCAACUGCUCCCUCAUCCCCUCAUCUACUGCUCCCUCACCCCCCCAUCAAUGCCUCCCCGACUGCUCACCCAUCCCCCCAUCGCUGCCUCCCCCACUGCUCCUGCUUCCUCCCUGUCAAUGCAUCCCCCUUAGGUGCCACAUCCCCCUUAUCGCUACCUCCCCCGCUGCUCCCUCCUUCUCCCCGUCGCUACCUCCCCCGACGCUCCCCCACCCUCCCCCCCGUCAUUGCCUCCCUCACUGCUCCCCCAUUCCUGUCACUGCCUCACCCGCUGCUCCCCCAUUCCCCCUGUUGCUGUCUCCCCACCUUGCUCCCUCAUCCCCCCCAUAGCUGUCUCCCCACCCUGCUCCCUCUUCCCCCCCAUAGCUGCCUUCCACCCUGCUCCCUCAUCCCCCCCAUAGCUGGAUCAGGGGGAGCUACUGAGGAUUGCGAGUCAAGAGUCGAUAAGGCCACCAUAGGAGCGUUGAGGAAUCCUGAGCAAGCGAGCACUGACUGCGAGCAGGAUGACGCUGCCCUCGACGCACGCGGUGACGCCGGAUUCGCGGUACCCAUCUCCAGCUCGCCAGAAGAGCGUGGAGGAGCAAGAAGAGAUGAGGAGAGCGCCAAAAAACGCGUCUCCGGUGGACGACCAGUCGAGUUCGAUGACGGAGACGAGGGCGGGUCGACGAUAAGGAGAGGGCGCACGCGCAAGACGCGGAAAAUCUUGCGCGACCAGGCGAGGGCGCUGCGCGAUGCUUCUGACGCAGAGCGUGUUGUGGCCACGUCGCAGCACGCUGGACUCGAGGGAUCCCAAUUUUGUCGAGAGCUGCACAACGUGCGGGUCUAUGCAGUGAGCAUGCUGGUGUCCGUGGUGGACCGCAUUGACUUGCUGAUACUCAAUCGUGCAUGUGUGUGCCCCCUGUUCCCUCACCUUACAGAGAGCUGCACAACAGAGCUCCACAACGUGAGGGACUACGCGGUGAGCAUGCUGGUAUCUGUGGUGGACCGCAUCGGAGCUGCUGCUCAUUCUCACAUGCUUAUUGCCCGCUAUCUCCCCUCUUCUCUACACUAUUCCGUUCAAUCCAGAGAGAUCCACAACGUGCGGGACUAUGCGGUGAGCAUGCUCGUAUCCGUGGUUGACCGCAUUGGCGCUGUGGCCGAUCGCUUCACCCUUGGCCUCGCUAUCUCUCCUCCUCUACUGUGUUUCUCCCAACGCAGAGAGCUGCACAACGUGCGCGACUACGCAGUGAGCAUGCUGGUAUCAGUGGUGGAUCGCAUUGGCGCUGCUGCCAACCUCAUAUCCUUAUGCCGUGCUAUUUCCCCUCCUUUCCUCCACUGUGUUUCUCCCAACGCAGAGAGCUGCACAACAGAGCUGCACAACGUGCGCGACUAUGCAGUGAGCAUGCUGGUAUCAGUGGUGGAUCGCAUUGGCGCUGCUGCCAACCUCAUAUCCUUAUGCCGUGCUAUUUCCCCUCCUUUCCUCCACUGUGUUUCUCCCAACGCAGAGGGCUGCACAACAGAGCUGCACAACGUGCGCGACUAUGCAGUGAGCAUGCUGGUAUCAGUGGUGGAUCGCAUUGGCGCUGCGGCCGAUCGCUUCACCGAUGCCAUCUCCCUGCAGGCCAAGGAGAUGGCUGCUGCUGACGUCAGGGUGGCGUCAGCUGCUGAGCGUGUGCGGGCGUGCUGGGAGUAUUCGGGCCGCAAUGCACUGAACCGACAGCAGCAGCCCAGAGCAACCAGCCGCAUGCCCAAGAGCUACCUGCUACCUGGUGAGAAAAUAGCUGUGGUGGCAGCAUCCCCUAAUGUUCCUUCCCUUUCCCUGUUACGCUUCACUUAA
Molecule: messenger RNA, 2013 nt
Organism: Closterium sp. Naga37s-1
Lineage: Eukaryota; Viridiplantae; Streptophyta; Zygnematophyceae; Desmidiales; Closteriaceae
Source: the annotation of a GenBank genome assembly